AUGUAUGUUGACAACGAAGCAAAUGAAGAUGAUGAGUCUGAAGAUAGGUUGGACGAAAUGUUCCGUGAUGUUGGAGAAGAGUUCACAAAUCGAUCAAAUGAGUUGGAUGAAUUAUUAAAUGAUUCAAAACAGCCUUUAUGGCCCGGGUGUAGUAAAUAUACUCGCUUAUCUGCUGUUUUGAAAUUAUUCAACUUAAAAGCUGGGAAUGGAUGGAGCAACAAGAGCUUUACUGCUUUACUUGAUUUAAUAAACGAUAUGCUCCCAGAAGAUAAUGGACUCCCGAAGAGUACAUAUGAUGCAAAGAAGAUUAUGUGUCCCAUGGGUAUGGAGUAUGAAAAGAUACAUGCUUGUCCUAACGAUUGCAUAUUGUUUAGGAAUGAUUACAAAGAAUUGAAUGCAUGUCCGAUCUGUGGGGCAUCUCGGUACAAAAUAAGAGAGCAUGUUGUUGGUAAGGCAAGUUCGAAAGGGCCACCAGCUAAAGUUAUGUGGUAUCUCCCAAUUCUUCCAAGAUUUAAGCGUAUGUUUGCAAAUUCAUGCGACGCGAAAAACUUAACAUGGCAUGCAGAUCAAAAAAUUUCUGAUGGCAAGCUUCGACACCCAGCUGAUUCUACUCAAUGGAAAACCUUUGAUAAUGUUUUUCCUGAAUUUGGCAAUGAGUCCAGAAAUCUUAGACUUGGCCUUUGUACAGAUGGUAUAAACCCCCACGGGAACCUAAGUAGCAAGCAUAGCUCGUGGCCAGUUAUGUUAGUGAUUUAUAAUCUACUUCCUUGGUUGUGUAUGAAACGCAAAUAUAUAUUACUGUCCUUGAUGAUUUCUGGCCCAAAACAACCCGGUAAUGAUAUAGAUGUCUUUUUGGCACCUUUGAUUGAUGACUUGAAAAAAUUGUGGGAUGAAGGUGUGUUAGUGUUUGAUGCCUACCGGAAAGAGAAUUUUAAGUUGCAUGCUAUGCUUUUUUGCACAAUCAAUGACUUUCCAGCUUAUGGAAACCUGGCUGGGUAUAGUGUCAAAGGACAUAAGGCAUGCCCUAUAUGUGAAGAUAAUACAUGUUAUACACAACUUGUCCAUGGCAGAAAGUCAGUCUACUUGGGUCACCGGAGGUUUCUUGAUAGAGCUCACCCUUACAGGAGAUUAAAAAAGGCUUUCAAUGGGCAACAAUACUAUACAGAUGCUCCACAACCAAUGACUGGGAUUGAAGUUUAUGAAUGUGUAAAAGGUAUAAAUGUUACUUUUGGUAAAACUCAAAAACUUAAAUCUCAACGAGGUAAGAGGUUAAGAGCUAAUGUUGAGCAACUAUUGCCAGUGGCUGUUAGAGGUAUAUUGCCCAAAAAGUUGAGAUAUACUAUUAUUAGGUUUUGUUUCUUUUUCAAUGCUAUUUGUGGAAAAGUGAUUGAUCCAGACAAACUAGAUGAAUUGCAAAAUGGCAUUGUUGUUACAUUGUCUCAGUUGGAGAUGUAUUUUCCACCGUCAUUUUUUGAUGUCAUGGUUCAUUUGGUUGUACAUCUGGUGCGAGAGAUCAAACAGUGCGGUCCUGCUUAUUUGAGGUGGAUGUACCCAUUUGAACGUUAUAUUGCUAAGGAGGUAACUGAAUUUUGUACUGAAUAUUUGGCGGGGGUAGAAGCUAUUGGUCUUUCUAAGUAUCGAUAUGAAGGAAGAAGUGCUGGGAAAGGUACUCGAGGACGCAAAGUAGCCGGUAUGCCUCGUGAAGAUAUUGAGGAAGCACAUUUGUACAUCUUGCAUAAUACAAGUGAAGUCGAGCCAUAUUUAGAUGAGCACAAGGCAUUGAUUAAAGAUCAAAAUCCAAGAAAGACAGACAUGUGGAUUGUGAGCGAACAUAAUCGUACUUUUAUUAGUUGGUUCAAGAAGAAAGUUCUGAGUGCUACUAACUAUUCUGAAACAGUACGAUGGGAAGGUCACAAAAAUGAGCAAUUCAUAAUGGCAUCUCAAGCAAAACAAGUAUUUUUUGUUACUGAUCCUAGUGAUAAAAAAUGGUCUGUUGUUCUUCAUGGAAAGAGACAAAUUACUGGUGAAGGGAAUGAAGAUGUUAGUUAUGAGAUUGAGGAAAUACCACCCUUUUCUUCAAGUUUAUUACCAGUUAUUAUAGAUAAUGAGAUAGAUGAAGUGCAUGCAUCACGUGAUGAUCAUCAUGAGGGGCUAUGGGAGAAUUGA
Ipomoea nil (Japanese morning glory) is the source of this 2166-nucleotide messenger RNA. RefSeq lists its product as uncharacterized. The record is from RefSeq and is a predicted model, not a curated record. The coding region runs from base 1 to 2166 and encodes 721 amino acids. Lineage: Eukaryota; Viridiplantae; Streptophyta; Magnoliopsida; Solanales; Convolvulaceae. The transcript has 4 exons.